CACAUGUUCAGAGCUGCAUAUUAUUAUUCAGGCGAAGGAAAAACAAGUUCAGCUGAUUCGAAGCAAUUUCCACCGUCAGUUGUCCCUUCCUCUAGCUAAUAUGAAUUCAACACUUGAGGCCUACAAGGCAUGGGAGAUGGAAGGGGAACAUGGAUGUGUUCUUGAAGUGAAAUCUAAUGACUCAGACAGGGUUCCUUCUCAAGUUGCCUCGGCUUACCAAAGAGCACUGGAUAUGUAUAAUGCCCGCGUUCAAUUGGAAAAACAAAUUUCAAGACAGGAUACGACAGAUACUGAAAGACUGAACCAAUAUAUCAUUUACCUGAAAUUUGAACAAUCUGCUGGAGAUCCAGCAAGGGUCCAAGUUCUGUUUGAGCGUGCAGUUGCUGAUUUUCCAGUAUCAGUUGAUCUCUGGCUUGAUUACACCCGAUACAUGGACAAAACUUUGAAGGUGGGCAGUAUUGUAAGGAACGUUUACUCCAGGGCUACUAGGAAUUGUCCAUGGGUAGGUGACCUUUGGGUUAGAUAUUUGCUUGCUUUGGAACGUGCUCGUGCUUCUGAGGGCGAGAUAGCUUCUGUCUUUGAAAAAUCCUUGCAGUGCUCAUUCUCAACCUUGGAUGAGUACUUGGAUUUGUUUCUUACACGAGUUGAUGGCUUGAGGCGGAGAAUCUCAUUUGCGUCUGAGAUAGAGGACGUAUUGGAAUAUUCGUUGAUUAAAGAGACCUUUCAGGAUCGGUCCUCGGGGAAGACGUUUGGAUGUGCUAGGAUGCUGGAUGGCCUCUACUACUUUGAUGAGCUUUCUGGUAGUAAUAAAAUAACUCAGUGCUUUAGUAGUAACAGUUUUCUCUCUGUUAAAGAAAAAAUUAUGCUAUGACAUUUUAGGUUAGGACAUCCUAGUUUCUUCUAUCUCAAAUAUCUAUUCCCAGAUUUGUUUAAAGGAGUUAAUUGU
Messenger RNA from Momordica charantia (bitter melon), 946 nucleotides. NCBI's taxonomy places the organism in Eukaryota, Viridiplantae, Streptophyta, Magnoliopsida, Cucurbitales, Cucurbitaceae. The record is from RefSeq and is a predicted model, not a curated record.